AUGGCAGCUUGGACAACUGUGGCUCGUCAAGCCUCGAAUUUGACUUGCUUUUCAUCUACGAAAAUAGCUUCACCUCAUCAAGCCGCUUCUCUUGUUCACCGGCGCGGUCUAGCCAGUGGCGGUGAUCAUCAUGGUUCUCCAAAAGUGAACUUCUGGGAGGAUCCUUUGACCCCUUCUAAAUGGAAAGAAGAGCAAUUUGUUACUGUGUCUUUAGCUGGCUGCGGUACACUCAUCUAUGUAGGUUACAAGUUCUUCACUGGAGGCAAGAAUGACAAGAAGGAAGAGUCAACAGCAUUGCAGAUGAACAGUGAACAAAUGGAGGAGCCCUACACUCCAGUGGUUCCAACUUAUGAUGUAUCCAAGACUUGGCUUUCACCUGAGAAUGGUUGA
Molecule: messenger RNA, 390 nt
Organism: Dovyalis caffra
Lineage: Eukaryota; Viridiplantae; Streptophyta; Magnoliopsida; Malpighiales; Salicaceae
Source: the annotation of a GenBank genome assembly